Messenger RNA from Didymosphaeria variabile, 285 nucleotides. It is a transcript of the gene FMP52, whose product is annotated as Protein fmp52, mitochondrial. The transcript has 2 exons. The record is from RefSeq and is a predicted model, not a curated record. Bases 1 to 285 code for a protein of 94 amino acids. Lineage: Eukaryota; Fungi; Ascomycota; Dothideomycetes; Pleosporales; Didymosphaeriaceae.
AUGACGACCGUAGCCCUCGCCGGCAGCACCGGCCUCGUCCAUCUCCUCCGUCUACGCCUACGCCCGCCGCGCCCUCCCAACCCCACCGCCUCCCCAAAGCUCUUCCACAUCCCCAGCGCAGAAACAGACCAAUGGCCCGCACAAUUCCCCAAAGAAUCUAAACCUGCCAUCUUCUUCAGCGGCCUCGGCACCACGCGCGGCGCCGCCGGCUCCGUCGACGCCCAGCGCAAAAUCGACCUCGACUUGAAUCUCGCGCUUUGCGCGCCGCGAAAGACGCGGGCGUAG